Molecule: messenger RNA, 3668 nt
Organism: Aphidius gifuensis
Lineage: Eukaryota; Metazoa; Arthropoda; Insecta; Hymenoptera; Braconidae
Product: heparan-alpha-glucosaminide N-acetyltransferase-like
Exons: 11
Coding region: 595-2316 (573 amino acids)
Source: RefSeq, a predicted model, not a curated record
CUUAUUUUUUUUUUUUGGCUUGAUUUGUUUUUUUUUGGAUUGAUUUAUAUUAUGAAUCAUAAAGUAAAUAAAAAUGAGAAGAUAUUACAUAUAUGAUAUACAAUGAUGUCGAUUUAUUAUAUAAUGCAAAAAUUAUAGAAAUAUAUUAAUCAUCAAAGCCUGCCUCAUUUAUUUUGAAACCGAUGAAAAUGAAAACAAAAAUUUACUAAUUAUUUUUAUUUAAAAAUGUUUUUUUUUUUUAUGUUACAUUAUUGUAUUUUAGUAGAUAAUUGAUGAAACUUUCUUUAUCAGUUUUAAAAGUUUUAUCAAUGUAUGUGUGUAUAGAUAAAUAAAUAAACUACCUUGGUUUACUUUUCACUGUCCUCUCUUUCUCUGACGUCAACAAAAUAAAGAUAAAUAAAAAUAAAAAAACCAACAACUUGAUAAAAUAUGGCUGAAAGUGAGGGCGCGUGUAAAUGCAUUUUAACUUUCUAUUCAGUCGAAGACUGGUCACUUGACGUAACGUACGUUAAAUUUUAAAGGUUAAAAAACUAUAAAAAAAUUUUAGAAUUAAGUUUUGUAAUAAUUUCACGAAUCAUACUAUUCAAUGAAACAAUGGAACAGUUUAGUGGUAUACACCUAGAAGUGCCUAGUUGUGAGGAGGCUGUAAACAGUUCAUUAAACCAUGCUUGUAUUAUAAUUGAUAAUCAAAAAUCGAAUUGUGAUUGGAAAUUCAUAUCAAGGGCACAUCUUUCAGGUAAUGACUUUGAAAAUCAUUUGAAAAUUCCUCAACACUCACUACGAACAAUAAAAGUCAAUGCAGAUUACUAUUACAAAUGGAUAAUUGCUAAUAAUACUAUAGAAAAUUUGGACUCAUCGUACUCAGAACGGACUGCUGGAAGUAUCAUUUGCCGAAUAAAGGAUAAAAAAUUGGAUUACGGUGGUAUUUACACAAUACUGGUUAAUAAUGAUGAUAGCUGUAAAUUUCAUGAUACCACUGGAUUUAUCAACUUAUACAAACCGCUUUUUUAUAUUUUUAGCAUUAUCUGUUGUGCAUUAGCGCUCAUAGCAAUUUCCAAAAUGAUCGUGAAAACUUAUUUCACUAGGAAAAAUUUUAGUAAUUCUGGAAAUAAUUCAGUUGUUGUAUCUGCUCAAAAAAGAAAAACACGUAUUCAGUCGAUUGAUACGUUCCGAGGACUGUGCAUCUUAAUGAUGAUUUUUGUAAAUGAUGGUGCUGGAGGAUAUACUUAUCUAAACCAUAGCCCUUGGAAUGGCAUUUAUCUUGCUGAUCUUGUUUUUCCAUGUUUUAUCUGGAUAAUGGGUUUUUGUAUUCCUAUGUCAAUAAAAUCACUAAGACAAAAAGCAUUCACAUCAAAAAUGAUAUAUAAAAAAAUUGUAAUACGCAGCGUAUUAUUAUUUUGCAUUGGUAUCAGUCUAAAUUCACUUGGAGGUAACAUUCAGUUGGAGAAUAUUAGAAUAUUCGGUGUAUUACAAAGAUGUGCUGUUGGUUAUUUUGUUGUCAGUAUCACAUAUUCAUUGAUGUCAUUCAAAGAUCGACAUCAUAAAAGACUAUUAUUCCGGAUGACGUAUGAUAUCAUUGUCUUAAUGCCACAGUGGAUCAUUAUGGUAAUCAUUCUAUCUUCCCAUUGGUAUUUCACCUUUUAUCACGAGUUUACAGGUUGUAAAAUAGGCUAUGUAGGACCAGGUGGAAAUAGUAAUAGAGGAUCAAAUGCUGGAUGUCCGGGUGGAGCUGCUGGUUACAUGGAUAGAAAAAUACUCGGUGCUAAUCACUUGUUGAAAAAUUCAAUCGUCAAUAUGGCGUUCGGUUCUGGUCCUUUUGAACCAGAAGGGAUUCUUGGAUGUCUUACUACAAUUUUCCAUACUUUUCUCGGUCUUCAAGCUGGAAUAACUUUAAUGUCCCACAAAGGAAAAUGGAAAUAUAUCAUUUUCAAAUUUAUCGUAUGGUCUCUACUGUUCGGAUUAUCUGGACUGUAUUUACACUGUUAUUUGAAUGUUCCAAUAAACAAAAAUUUAUGGUCAUUAUCUUUCGUGUUAGUAACGACGAGUAUUGCUUUCGUUGCCAUGUUAAUGAUUUUGAUACUUGUUGAUGUUUUGAAGUGGUGGGAAGGUGGACCAUUUCGAAUUCCAGGUAUGAACGCAUUAAUUUUAUACAUAGGGAGUCAAGUUUUCUAUCAAACUUUUCCAUUUCAUUGGAAAUAUGGAGAAAACAUGGAUAACAAUCGUUUCUUAUCACUAUCUGUGGCUGUUUGGGAUACUGGGUUGUGGAGUGUUAUUGCUUACAUCAUGCAUCACAACAAACUAUAUGUUAAUUUGUAAAUACUAUAAUAUAAUAAAUAAGUGAUCCAAGAGAACCAAUAGAUAAAUUUCUAAUCGACAAUGUAAUAAAAAUAUCAAUAAUAAAUAUCACGAAUACGGUGACAGCAAUACGAUAAAUAUUGGAACAAAAAACAGAAGAAGAAUCAUUUUUUUUUAACCCAAUUUUUUUAUAUUUAAAAUACAUUUUAAGAAAAAUAACCUAGCCUGCCUACUAUUUUUAACGUAUUUUAUAAUUUAUGUUUUUUUCAAUUUUCAAAAAUUAAUAUCUCCGUCGGAUACCAAUUAAUUUAGUAAAGAUUCCAAAAUUAAAUUAAUAUAAUAAAAUUAAAAGUAUUGAACAAAAAAUUAAGUAAUUAUGAGCUGUCUAAAUUAUCGAUUUUUCACCUGGCUUACCUGUGGACGGUUACCAAUCAAAACCAUAGGGAGUAGGUGCAACGUGUUCUGGGUCUCAGGACUACCAUUGAUCAAAUAUUUGGCCAAUUAGGUUCUGUCUAGUUUUUUUGCCCUCGCCCCACAGACUAGCAUCUCGUUUAACAAACGUGAUGUUACGUGUCUCAUAAAGUUUUUUCAGUGAUCGAUUCGUGUGACAUUGACUUUAGUCAUCAUGCCUGCUUUACGAAGUGACUGAAGCUCAAAUUACAUUUAGAAAAAAAAAUAUCAACUUAGUAGUAAAUUAGUCUUUUCUUGAUUCUUUUUUUUUUAUGUAUAUAAAAUACCUUAUCUUGCGCGUAUUCCUUAUUUUUUUUUUUUUAUUUGUUAAUUUUCAGUCUCAACGUUGAUUUAUUUGGUAAAUUAUUUAUUUUUUUAUUUAUUGAUAAAAAUUCAUUUAUGUAAGAACGUUCAAUUUAUACUUUUUUUUGGUUUUUGUUUUUUUUUUUUUAAUUGAAAAAUGACAAAAUUUUAAAAAGUUUUGAUAAAAGGAAAAAAUAAGUGUUACGUACCAAGUUGAUAAAUUAAAAUUAACUAUGAAAUAACAAAAAAAAAAAAGAAUAUGUAAAUCCAAAAUUUAAAAAGGAAGAGGAAAAGGAAUUCUAAUCAUAGAAUAUUUAUAAUAAAUCAACUCGGUAUUUCACGUUAAUAUUAAAAAUCCUCUUAUUUUGUUAUUCCCUACAGGGUAACGGGUUAGGAGGGAAUGUGUAUUAUUGUAGAUGUACCUGGUUAUUAGAAUAAUCCGAAACAAUUGUUGUUGAGAGCGUGUCAAUCUAGAUGGUCGCCUUUUGAUGUUGAUAGUCUCGAAUAAUUCAAACGGUAAAAUAAACUCAAAGCACAGAAAACCAUACCCCGGAGAAAUGUCACAGUCAAUUUUUUUAUAGUAUUAGGAACAGUCAAUUUGUAAAGGAAAAAAUAAUAAU